UAGGAGUAGGUUAGAGAGUGGUACGAUGUUAGCGCAUUUUAGCACAUUCACACGCAUAGACAAAAAACAUCGAACAAAACGUAGGCAAAAGACAUUAACACAAAAUCAAAUCCCCCAUCAACCCUGUAAACCCAACACAAAGGGCGAAAACAUCCCAUUUCUUGAAAAGUCUAAUUCGGGAAAGAAAUCACAAUACGAGAGAGAGAGAGAGAGAGAGAGAGAGAGAGAGAGAGAGAGAGAGAGAGAGAGAGAGAGAGAGAGAGAGAGGGGGAUGGGGUUGUUUGAUUUGGAAGAGCAAUUUGCAUUCUAUGGAGCUUACCACAGCAACCCAGUAAACAUAGUACUACACAUGAUCUUUGUCUGGCCGAUUGCGUUCACAUUUAUGGUUCUUUUGUAUUUUACGCCGCCUCUGUUAACCCACCCCCAAUUUGAUUUUUGGGGUCUUAAUUUCUUGAUCUUGAAUUAUGGGUUCUUGUUUGCUGCAAUUUACGGCGCGUACUAUGUGAUUUUAGACAGAAAAGCUGGCUCUUUUGCUGCUUUCUUGUGCUUUUCUUGUUGGCUUGGUAGCAGCGCUCUUGCUCAUCGGCUCGGCUUCUCUUCGGCUUGGAAGGUUGUUCUUGCAUCUCAGAUACUGUGCUGGACUGGUCAGUUCAUCGGCCAUGGUGUGUUUGAGAAACGAGCGCCUGCUCUGUUUGACAACCUUGCUCAAGCAUUCCUCAUGGCACCAUUCUUUGUGCUGCUCGAGGGACUGCAAUCUGCGUUUGGGUACGAGCCGAAUCCGGGAUUUCAUGCUAGAGUACAAGCUAAAGUAGAUGCUGAAAUCAAAGCUUGGAAGGACAGCAAACUCAAGAAAAAAUCAUAACAAAAUUGCUGGUCUACAUGCACAUACAAGAUCAUAUGUAUGUAUGUAUGUAUGUAUGUGUGUGUGUGUGUGUGUGUGUGUGUGUGUGUGUGUGUGUGUGUGUGUGUGUGUGUGUGACUUAUUAAUCCAACGUUAUUAAGCAUUAAUUUGCUCUCACUACCUCAUUAAAUGUUAUUUUGAUCUCUCUUUUUUUGUGUCUUUAAUAAGAUUCAACCAUAUUUUUUUUUCUAAUGUGUGUAAAAUCUUUAAACGACAUGUAUAAUGGAAAUAUUAUGGAACAAAAAGUAAUGUCCAAUGAAAUGUGUAUAACAUGAAAUGUUUCAUCUUCCA
Molecule: messenger RNA, 1192 nt
Organism: Erythranthe guttata (spotted monkey flower)
Lineage: Eukaryota; Viridiplantae; Streptophyta; Magnoliopsida; Lamiales; Phrymaceae
Product: ER membrane protein, putative (DUF962)
Biological process (GO): sphingoid catabolic process
Cellular component (GO): endoplasmic reticulum
Source: RefSeq, a predicted model, not a curated record